CACGUUUUAAUAUAUGUUUUUGGGGUGGGUGGGGUGCCGAUUCUCGCUCUUCACUUACCUUAUUUCAAAUCCAGAGAUGUUCCUUUGUGUCGCAGUCCCAAGUUAUUGAUCCAUCCGCCAAAUGCCAAUCCCUCCUCUUAUAUCCGCCAUUUCCAAAACCCUCUCACUCCUUCCUGCAACAAACUUAGCAACCAGAAUCAAGAGCUCUCACCAUUUAGUUCCUUUCUCCAGUUCUCACCAAAAAACAAACAGCUAAAGGAAUUCCUCUGGUUCUUCCAUUUCUACCUUUCCGUCUAUAAUAUAUCUAUUCAAGUAGUUUUGUCUUUGUCCUGUGCCUUCCCCGGUUGGUCUCGCAAUCCCGCCCAUGGCCACGUCGGCCUUCAAGUCCACCACCAGGAGGACUGCCAUCGGCGACGACUCUCCCUCUUCCUCCAGCCGUAGCAGCGGCGGCACCUCCUCCUCUCUUCACCGGCGCUCCAGGAGUCUCAGCCGAUUCUCCCGUCCUGUCCCUCCUCAGCCCGACGAUUUCUCGGACGAUGGGGCGCCCCCGAGGGGAAGGUUCGUCAACACCAUGAGGGGAUCCGGCGUCCCCGAGGUCACCCUCGAUGAUCUCGAUGUUCGCUUCUUUAGCUCUGGCCGGACGCCAUUGGCUCCUUCCCGAAACGACGACCCCGCUGAUAGGUCGCAGAGGAGAGGGAGGUCGGUUUCCAGGUACGGCUCGCGGACUUCCCUCGGCGAUUCCAAGGGCGGUGGCGUCUCGGAGGUACGGAGCGGUCGCGCUGGGGUUAGGGCGGGUUCGGAAGCUAAUUCGAGGAGGCGGCGGUCAGUUUCGGUGGUUCGCUACCAAAUCAGUGAUUCUGAGCAGAGUGAUUUUGAUCAUUCUCAUCCCGGCAAUCGCACUGGUUUGAAGAGUUCUUCCAAUGGCGGAAAAAGCAGCAUGACUCCCUCAAACACAGCCAGUUCUAACCAAAGACCAGGUCUUAGAAGGUCGCUCAGCCAGAAGGAUUUGAAACAUCAUGAUGGUUAUUCUAGCCACUCCUCAGUUCUGACUGAUGAUGAAGCAAGGGAUGGCACGGAUGCUUAUUCUAAUAGGAAUGGGAUCGAGAAGACGAUACGGGCUGUUUAUGCACAGAAAAAGGGCGAGCAUCCCAUUGGCGAAGACAUGAACAGUGGGCUAUAUGAAGCAAUGCGAAAAGAACUUAGGCAUGCUGUUGAGGAGAUCAAGCUGGAACUUGAACAAGCAAUAGGGAAGAAUGAUACUUCUGCUUUGCCAAGCAAUGACUCCACGCGUGCUGUUUCUGCAAUCAGAAGGAAUUAUGCGACAAAAAUGGAGAAGUCUGAAAGGCGCAAACAAGACUUAUUAGCUGAAAUUCUGAAGGAGGAACAACAUGGAAGGGAACUCUCUAAAAUUGUGAAGGAAUUACUCCCCGACCCGAAGGACAAUGUUGCAGAAAGGCCUUUGCGAACCAGGAAGAGGAGCAAUGAUAGAACCAGGAUGUCCAAGAGAUUGACUGAGGAAGCUGAGAAGUAUAUUGAGGAUUUCAUUUCAAACAUUGAGGACACCGACAUUUCAUCUAUAGAUGGUGAAAGGAGUGAUACUAGUUCAAGUUUAGUAGGAGCUCCGAAAACCGAAGCUUUGCAAAGCCUGGCAGUCUCCAAGUCUCGUCCUGUUGAAAUGGAUGGGGUGGUCCUGCCGUGGUUGCAGUGGGAAACUUCAAAUGAUGCUUCCUCCCCUUCAUUGUUGAAGAUGAAGGACACUCCAACGAUCCAAUCAUGGGAACCAGCUCAGCUGAACUCGACCCCUGGGCAAGAUUUAAGUAAUUGUUCUGCCAGCAGUCAUGGUAGUUGGAAUCCAGGAGUAGCAGACUGCCACUCAUCAAGCAUUGCUGAAGCUAAAAGUUACCGCAGCAAACUCUCGUUGGGUGAUACAAGGGGCUUGACACUAGACAUGGAUGAGUAUCUGAAACUUCCAAGUGAAGAAGAUCUUCUGUUGGAAAGAUGGAUGCUACAGCACAGAAUUCAUGCAGGCAAUCUCCUGCUGUGCGGACACACGUUCUUGUAGAUCCCAAUCCACUUCUUUGUGCAGAACUCUUGGCCGUUACUCUAUGUUUCUUUAAGCCGACUAGUCUUACUACGGCAGCUGCAGUGGGUAUAUUCAUACAUUUGGAGUUGUAGAAGCUAAAUUUCCUCUGCCAAUAGACAGUUUCCUUUUGUAGGUAGUUUCAGUCGUCCAGAGCGCUUAUGAUGUAGGGUACGGGCGGGAUGGUGAUCAAAAAGAAUCAGUAGCAGUAAGUUCUAACCCAACCACAACUGAAGUCUUUUUGUUUGUACGUGGUGGUUUGCUUGAAAUUGGAUAAAAGAUUUGUCAUCCAAAUCGCAAGCAUCAUGGAUUUGUUGAAGCUAUGUAUGUUGAUUGUGUGCGGUUCAGGUUAAUGGGAAUGGAAUGUCGAGGUUUUAUGAUAACAAUUUCGAGCCGGGAGAACAUUGGAAUCAACAAUGCACUAGAAC
Linum trigynum is the source of this 2508-nucleotide messenger RNA. The record is from the annotation of a GenBank genome assembly. NCBI's taxonomy places the organism in Eukaryota, Viridiplantae, Streptophyta, Magnoliopsida, Malpighiales, Linaceae.